AUGGACUCUCUGCUCCGACACGCAUCGAAUUUCCAGGGCGUCAGCGAUCAGGAUGCAUCACAGGUGACGUUGCACUAUUCGGGGAAGGCGGAGGGCCCGACUGCGAUGUUCGGACUAGAUCCUGGAGGUUUUGAGAAGGCGUCUGAGAGCUUGCUUUUGGUUGCACCUGAGUAUGCUUCGCUGCGAUCUCUUGUUCUGGAUUACUUCACCUCCAUCCGCCGAAGCUUGUCUGAUGAUCACGUCGUCUUUUCGUUUGACAAGUCCUUGCAUUGCGGUGACGGCGAUCGGAAGUUCAUCGAGCAAAUCGGCCUCUCGAUUGGUGUGCCCGCUGCUCGACGUGAAGCCCAUCUUCUCAUCACUGGGGAAAGGCCAGAGCUGCUUGAGCUCUUCUUGGAACUUGGCUGGUUUCGGGACGUCGUGUUCUUGUGGAAGAUGCUGAUCCUACCCAGCGGAAGUGGGCCCCCAGAGGGCACAUGGCGGGCCACCGACUCCAUCCUGCAGUGGUCAUGGCACAAGGAUCGCUUCGUGGUCCGCGGGUUCAACAUGGAGCUGGUGCCGGAGGAGGGCAAGAAAGGUAUCGGCGAGGUGAUCAAGAAGCCCUUCGACUGGCUUUUCGGCAAGUACAAGUCCCGGAGCAAGGCAGUUAGUGCUGCCGAUGCAAGCGUCCUGGCUGGUUCCAAGAUCGAUACAGAGGACGAUGUGCUCUUCCUGGAGCAUACGCCCGACUUUAAUGAGACCCUGAAGCCGGCCGACAGCGAGCUGCUGCUGACGUAUCUCACCGCACCGUACAUCCGCGUGCCGCUGCUGCUGGGAUUCUUCGCCGACCGUGAGCGAGUGUCACUGCUGCGUGAGCCUCUUUUGCAGGCAGUGCUAGAUGCCGCACUUUUCGAGCCUGGACAAUGGCAAAGUAAGCAGGCAGCAGUUACGGGACCGCCGAGUGCUGUGCCUGCACCGGACCGAAGCCACUUGGCCACGCCGGCAGGGCUGCUUUUCAACGAGCUCCUGCGCUCGCCGAGAGUGUUGCUGGACACGACCCGCUUGCUGUUGGAUGUCGCUGUCGAAAAAGAUCCUGGCCACCCGGGGAGUGCGAAUGAGGGGCUUAUCCUCUAUUUGGUCCGGCUUGCGACUCGUGUGCAAGCGUAUUUGCUUUUCCUCGUGCAGCACGCCAGGACUGGAGCCUACUUGGAAAGGGCUGGUGCUCACUGGGAAGCGAAGGUGCGAGGGCUGCCGACGGAAGACAAGGCUGGCCAGGAGGUCCAGAGGCUCCAGGGACUUCAUUCUGAGCUUCGAGAUGUGCUGGAGGGCAAGGUCACCGACAUGCUGCUGUACUGGGCCAAGGUGGCAGCAAAGAAGAAGGAGGAUUUGCUGGUCUCCGGCUGCCGGGCGCAUGCCCACCUCGCAUUGAUCUACGGCACGAAUGGGUUGGAGUUCACAAGCCGAAGCGCCGCAAUUUUCUUGUCUGCUCAGGCCUUCCUCAAUGUGAACCACAGGUGGUUUACGAAAAAGGACAGCACGUCAACUCCGAAGCUCGGUAUUUGCGAAUUCGAGCUUUUUGACGUCUUCGAAGGCCGACGCAGUGUGCUAGCGAAGUGGCUACGUGAACACAAAUCCAAGGCCAACCAUGUUCUGCAGAGAGUUGAAUGGGUGGCAACGUUCAGAGGCACGAUCGAUGGCUUAGACAAUGGUGAAGAUUUCCAGGACAUGGAGUGGGCUGAGCUUCCGGCUGAACCGGGGGACUACGUUCCCCAGGUUGCAGAGCCGAAGCCCGAGUGGCGCCAGCCGAAGUCUGGAGAAGAUUUCCAGGGCUGGCUUACUCGAGUGACGAAUGGGCCGAAGGAGAGCAGUGGGCAGAUUUCUGUCAAUCUGGGGCGCUACAAGGUCAAGGGUCAGGGGAUGUCUCUGAUACCCGAGUGGGCCGUUGAGAACAAGGACUUUCAAGAUUCUUUCGGGCGUUCCGAUGUACACUGCUCUGACAUCGAGGUGUCGGCACACCGAACAUGGAAGCGGAUUGUCGGCCACCACCAUGACCUGCAGAGAUGGGAAAUGGAUACUCGAAAGCUUGAAGACGAUCCACACAGUUCGUUGAGUGGACGCCUGUUUGAACCAGCCAAGCUUGCGGACAACGAGAAGUGGCUGGCACAGAUUCUCUCACCGCUGCGGAUCUCUGGACGGUUACAUGUUCAAGAAAUGUCGUCCGAUGAGGCGCGUUUGAUAUUGGUGGUGCAGGUGGAGGAGUCAAUGCGUCAGCUCAAAGAGGUCUUUGCUUCUCGCGAUCCGCCGGUUGCAGAGGUUUACGACAUCGUUGAGUACGGACGUCAAUUUUACCGGUCCUUGGCCUUCUGUUCGGACAGCAGAUGGAGCUUCUGCGUGCCGCAGGAUGGUGAAGUGCCGCUAUAUCGGAGAGAGACCGCAAGCUGGAGCCUCGCGACAGGAAGUUUGGACAAGCUCCACCCGCCUGCACCGAGCAUCCUAAUCUAUCGGCAAGUGGUUGCAGACGUCGGUCGGCAAUGUUUUGUGCCAUCUCGCUUCUUGCGUGGGUUGGUGCCCAGCGCUUUGCUGGAGCGCUACAGCUUCUGGCGCUCGGACGGAGCUCCCGACAGCGCAGGCUGUCUCACAGGUGACGAGCUACGGCCGUGCGAUGGCCCAACACGGCUCCAGGUGACCUUGUGCCGCAGCACGACGGGAGUCAGUGCCACCGUGCGAAGAGUGUGCUUGAAGCCCUCGCCAGGUCCAUACUACUCAUGGGACACCGAUGACUCCAAAGCUGCCGAGGUUCUGGUGAAUCUUCGCCACAGCUCCACGUUGAAAUUUGCAUCUCUUUUGGCCCGAAUCGAGGACCUCUCCCACAUUCUCGCCUGGAGUUCCGAGGAAGGCGGUCGCGUGCGCCGGGUCGAGUUUCCAAGGUUGUGGCUUUCGUUUCAGGAGCAUGGUGGCCACCUUCACUGCGAACAGCACAGUGGCUUCUGGUUGGCGGAGUGCAAAUGGUCGAACAAGGUUUGCAGGCUCCUGCAGCAGUUUGGUGGUGGCACCCUAUUGUUGGAAAACGAUUCUGGUGAAUACGCCAUCUUGGUAUCUGCUGCGGCGCAGCCAGUGCGUCCAUCGACAUGGGCUGCGGAUGGAACUCCCGAAAAGCUCCUGCCGGGUCAGCUUGCGUUCCGCCGCGGCCGCGAGGAAUGGCUUCAAAACUUGGAUGGUCCUCGGCAUUACAGGUACGACGUGCAUUUCUCGCAGAUGUUUAUUUUCACGCCAACGCUUGCUGCCGGUUUGUACUUCUUGCUGUGCCGCUUUAUGACAUGGCACUUUGCCGAGGCUGUCAGCAUGGCUGAAACGAUCACUGAAGCCUGCACCGAAGAGGAAAAGCAGCUGUGGGACGCUAUGAAAGGUCUGGAGCCUGAUUGCCACGCGGAUGCUAUUGCUUGCCGCCUUCACCUGUCAAUGGCGAUUUCACCCUAUGCAGUAUCGCUCCCGUGGAGUACAGCGGCACAGUUUCUGGAAUACACGAGGAAGCGACAUUUGGUUUCGACCUCUUGCGCUUUGUCACUGAAGCAGGAGCUUGCAGUUCUGAAGUUAGAUGAGGUGCGACAGUCCAAGAAGUAUUCCAAGCUGAAGGCAUACCAAUCGACAGGGGAGGCUUUGGCGGCCUGCAAAGAGGGAAAAGUCCACUUGCCAGUUGACUUGGGCCCAUUGGCCGGCGAUUCCGGAUUCGACCUCGUGGUGGACAGGUCCUUCUUGAAGGACUUGAACUUCUUCGAAAAGAUUGCGGCAAGCGCCAAAGGUGUGGCCUACAAUCGACCCAAGGCCGCGACCAUGGUGGGUAUCGAUGGCAUGCGCUUCCUGAACGAUCUGUUCGGUGGUAUCCGCGGAGGAGGUGCCGAUGUCCCCUUGUUUUUGCUCUACGAACUGUUCACUGGAACCAUAUCCGUGGAGUUGGUGAACAAGGACAACCAACAGGAUCUCGCAAGCCUGCUGCUUCGCGUGAUCGCAGGGUCCCAGACAGGUGCCGAAUGGUCUGUACUGAGAGCUUUGGAGAGGAAUCCGCAGGUCUGCGGCUCCAUGCCGCAAUGGGGCUCAGACGAGGCGAAGCGCAGCUGGGCGCUUCCAGGUGGGCACCACUUUGACCGCAACUCCGUUUCGACACUCAUGAAGGCUGCCUCGAGCAAGCUGAAAAGCAUGGAGAAGGACUUAUGCUUCCCGAACUUUGCCGAAGCUCCGCAGAGCCAGACGUCACUGACAAUCGAAGAUGUCGCAGGCUUCAGCAGCAACAUCCGCUUCCAGUCCCCGCCACUUACGGCUGACGUCAGAUGCUGUUCCAGGGCAUCCAAAAUGACAGCGGAAGUUUCUCCGAAGCAACCACUGGCACGCUUGUCCAAGUACUUGGAGCGCACGGAGGACCGAGAGCGAAAGGCCCCUGGCCUCAAUGCAGUUCGGUCAUCUCUGGAGGUUCUGGCACGGGGCACUUGUGCACAGACAGACAUUGGUCGCACAGGAAUUCAGCGAUGUCAGCAAGAGGUGCAGACAGCGCUGUCCGAAGAAGUCGCGGUCAAUCUGAGCAUAAAUCCCUCCAAGCUGGCACUUCUAGAGAAGGAGCUUCGGAAAGUUCGAGACGAGGACAGAAGAGCGUUGUCGGAAACUGUAGACAGCCUGGUGACUGCCGCAAAUGCCGGCAGUGACGUGGACUGGUUAGGAAGGCACUGCGGACAUGUUCCUCGACUUGCUUUCUCUGAUCUCCUCCGAGUCCUCAUGGCAGAGGAGCCUCACAGCACGGAUGCACUUCAACGGGCAAAUCCCAUGCUGAAAGAGGGUGACAUGGAGGCCUUGAUGGAAAAGGCUGUAGAUGGUCUCUGUCGUGGUGUGCGGAUCGGCCAGGCUUGCAGAAGCCUCGCCUUGGUGACCAAGCUUUCAGCAGCUGCUGCCACCAAGGACAGCACAGAAGUGGCUGUGCUCCAGGCUCAACUUGCAGCUCAGCUUUGCGCGGAGCGCUUCUUCUGCAAAGUCCGGAGCCAGAUGAUCUGCUUGGACCCUCGUCUUCUCGUUUUUGAGUUCCUGUGCAACAUUAUGCUGCGUGAGGGCCAGGUGAGGCUUUUGGGAACCUUCCUACACCGUGCAGCAGGAGGCCAGUCCCUGUGCCAUCAGAUGAUCAUGGGCGCCGGGAAAACCACUGUGAUAACGCCUCUUCUUGUGCUGCUGCUGGCGACCAGUCAACGGCUGGUUUGCGCUUGCAUGCCUGCUGCUCUACUGGAGAUGUCACGAGCGGUCCUGAUCGAGCGCUUCUCCUCACCAGCUAUGAUGAAAGCCGUGCUCACUCUGCAGUUUGACAGGGCGACGGUGCCAUCAGCUGCACUUUGCCAAAAGCUUCUGACAGCAGAGCAAAGACAAGCUGCUUUGGUGGCAACUCCAACGGCCUUGAAAAGCAUCGUUCUCAAACGGCUCGAGUUGCUGAACCAGCUGGACAACAGUCGCAGGUGCAAGCUACAGCAGGGUGAUGCGAAGCCCAAUUGGCUUGAGCGUCUCUUUGGGGGGGGCAAAGCCAGCUUUGCUGAUGAGUUGAGUCCUGAGGAAGAGAGCGCAAAAAGCCAACAUGUGCAGCAUUGCAAUCAGGUACUGGGAAGAUUUCAUAAAGGUGUGCUUCUUCUGGAUGAGGUGGAUCUGCUGUUGGAUCCUCUGAAGAGUGAACUCAACUGGCCGACCGGUUUGAAGCAGCCGCUUGACCUCGAGGAGGCCAGGGAGAGCAAAGACCGUUUUGGUCUGCGCCACAAGCUCCCCUUCCACAUUUUGGACCUUGUGUUCGCCGCAUCGUGCAAGGUUCCCCUGGUGCAUUACGACGACCGCCGCGAGGCCCAGACCGCACUGACUGCGCUGAAAUCAAAAAUCGAGGAAGGCUGCCAGAAGCGGAUGUUGCAGUCUGUUCCGCAUCUCGUUGUGCUGUCGAAGGAAUUUUACAAGUCGGAGAUGCUGCCACACUUGGCAGACUGGACUGCGAUUUUCCUCGAAAAGCACGUGAACGGCCAGGUCGGAAGCACUGAGCUGCGGCGACUCCUACGCAGUCCGUACAAGUUGGAGGACGGGAUCAAGGAGAAGCUCCGGGUUGCAGAUGAUGGGGUCUUGAAGCCUGUCAACUUGGCAGUUGAGUGGCUUCACGAGCUUCUUCCGCACGUUCUGAGCAAGGUUCAUCGAGUGUCAUAUGGCCUUCUGUGCGGGGAAGACCUGGAAAGUGCAUUGAAGCAGCGUGGGACCGCUCGCUCCAGGCUGAGGCUGGCUGUGCCUUUCGUGGGAAAAGAUCGCCCUAGUGAGCAGUUUGGGCCUCGACUUGGGCGAUAA
Symbiodinium sp. CCMP2456 is the source of this 6318-nucleotide messenger RNA. The record is from the annotation of a GenBank genome assembly. NCBI's taxonomy places the organism in Eukaryota, Dinophyceae, Suessiales, Symbiodiniaceae.